Molecule: messenger RNA, 1563 nt
Organism: Parnassius apollo (apollo)
Lineage: Eukaryota; Metazoa; Arthropoda; Insecta; Lepidoptera; Papilionidae
Source: the annotation of a GenBank genome assembly
AUGACGGCGUCAGAAACGCCUGAAGAAUAUGAAGCCAGGUUAACAAAGCAACGUGAGCGAUACACACAGAUGAUAGCGUCAGAAACGCCUGAAGAAUAUGAAGCCAGGUUAACAAAACAACGGGAGCGAUAUACACAGAUGGUAGCGUCAGAAACGCCUGAAGAAUAUGAAGUUAGAUUAAUACAAAGCCGUGAAAGACAAAGACAGCAGUUGGGUUCAGAAACGCCUGAACAUCGCGAUACGAGGUUAAAUAAACAACGAGAGCGUACCCAGCAAUGCAGAGCUAAUAAUCUGCAGGCAUUCGAGAAUGCUAUUAACACAAUUUGUAUACAUGUUUGUGAUAUUUGUACCAAACGUUGUUAUCCUAAUCAAGUUCGUACAGUUCGGUACAACGCUGCUGCAUUAACAUACUUACCUGUGGAGUUAACUUCGAAAAUAUCAUUGUUAUUAUGUUCCCGCUGUCAAACACAUGUUACUAGUAAUAAAACAACAGCACCACCAAAAGCUUACUGGAAUAAUCUGGAUCCAGGUUCUAUACCAGACGUUAUUCAAACAUUGACACAGGCGGAACAACGUUUGCUGUGCAGAAUAAUUCCCUUUGUUAAAAUCAUGAAAUUUAGUGGCCUCUAUGGACAGUACGGUUUUCGCGGACAGGCAGUUUUAUUUGCCCAAGAUAUCUUUGAAGUCAGUGAAAGACUGCCUAGGAAUUCACAAUAUGUCGCGAAAAAAGUCUAUAGUGCUUUAAGACGGUUAAUCAGAAAUAACCCGCUUUACAAAGAUGUACGUAUUGACGACAAUGCCCAAAUUAGUGACCAGGAGUUAGUACGACUUGGUGUGCCCGAAUUGUCUGAAGAUGAAGCGUCCGAAAGGAAUGAAAAUGAAAUUCGAAAUGCAUUCAUUCCAAUUAAUAAUGUUGCAAGAAUUAUUCGAGCUUCAUGGCAUCAAGGUGACUACAACAUCUUUACUUCGCGAUAUGCUAGUGUACAAUGUAGUGCUAUGUCGUUGGCGAACAUUGUCCGAGCUGCAAUCCUAAGCCCUAAUCAAUGGGACGUCAAUAUUCUGAAUGCUAAUAUGUUAGCGGGUGACUCCUUAUAUUGCUGGAUUCGUACCCAGCUUGAUCCUACUGAACUGGAUAAAACAGGAUAUUUAGAGAUACGAAACUUUCAUAUCGUCAGGCAAAGUUUACAAAUGUAUGAAUGCCGAUUUUCUAUAGAAUAUGAUGAAGACACUCUUUUAUUCGGGAGUCUCCAAGAUUCUCGUCAAAUAAAUCUGUUAGCGUAUUUCGCGGUGAAGACAAAUACUAUUUUGCUGACUCCCAUUCUUGUGGCCCAAAAAGGAAAACCAACACCAGAAAAUGGCAAAGCCUGUGUUAUAGAAUGCGACAACUUACAAGAACUGUGCCGCAUCUGUAAAAGAUGCCUCGGAUCCCGUAAUAUCGCGUACACCCUUACACGCGUAGACGUACAUUUGAGGGAAAAUAUUAUCACUCGUCAGGGUGUUCAAGUACAGCAACAGGAAGAUGCCAUCACUCAUCAGGAUGUACAAGUACAAUACGUUUAUUAG